AUGCUAUUCAAAUCAUUUGUCGUGUUCGCGGUGGCCUCGGUGUCGCUAGCUGCGACACCGCAAGGCUUCCAGCCCGCGACGGAGAGCCCUCUGAUGGUCUCAUAUAAUGGGAUUGACGCCAGUGGUGGCAAGCAGGUCGCGAAGGAGGUUUCGCAAAAGCAACCUCAACUCGCGAUGGCCACCCGUCUAACAGGAACAUCGUAUGCUGUAAUGAUGGUCGAUCUGGACAUUCCAACGACUAGCCCACCCCAGACAAGCACGUUGCUCCACUGGAUGCAGACUGGGUUGAUACAGAGCAGCACUGCGACCGUGAUGAACACCACAGCUGGAGUUGCCAACGUUUAUGUCCUUGAAAUGCCUGGUGCUAUCGCCGCUGCAGCAUCAUAUAUUGGACCUGCACCGCCGGCUCGCACGCCACUUUCUCAUCGAUACACUCAAGUUCUGAUUGAUACUUCUUCAGCAUCGCCAGCAAGUAUGUCGGUGCUCAUGCAAGCAGCGCAAAGCCGCCAGGGCUUCAACGCGGAGCAGGUUCUGACACAGGCUGGUCUUCAAAGCAAGGUUGUGGCAGGAAACUUCUUCAUGGUGACAAAUCCGGGACCUGCCGUAGAUUCGACCACUAGCACUGGAACUGGCACCAGCGCCGGCACAAACACCAACACAGGUACCAGCACAGGCGUUACCACUGGGGCGACGAUUGGAAAUUCGACGACAGGUACUGGUCGAGGUACCGGUACUGGUACUGCUGAAGAGGCAGCGAGGUCCUCCACAACAUCGCCAUUCACGACGGGAUCAGCUGUUUCGAGAGAAGCGAACCUACUGUUUUUAAGCAUCGCUCUUGUAGGGGCUGCUUACUUCAGCCUCUAG
Messenger RNA from Truncatella angustata, 864 nucleotides. Its product is annotated as phosphatidylethanolamine-binding protein. The transcript has 2 exons. The coding region runs from base 1 to 864 and encodes 287 amino acids. NCBI's taxonomy places the organism in Eukaryota, Fungi, Ascomycota, Sordariomycetes, Amphisphaeriales, Sporocadaceae. The record is from RefSeq and is a predicted model, not a curated record. Gene Ontology annotation, molecular function: phospholipid binding; peptidase inhibitor activity. Gene Ontology annotation, biological process: regulation of proteolysis; regulation of Ras protein signal transduction.